CGAGAGGUUGCGUUGCCCAAAGCUCGACGACAGCGGCGAUGUCGAACUCGACGUGCCCGCGGUGCUUUGCAGGCACAUGCAAGGAGCAUAGUAAGGCUGCGUUGGGGUCUGCGGCGGCAGAAAAGGCAGACUUGAUACAGCGAAUGUACGACAAUCUUGUCGGGAAGCAGCUGGAGAAGCUCAAGAAGGCCCAGGACGCGGCCAAGCUCGACGCCGACACAGAACAGUACCGCGACUCGCUGGCAAAAAGCCGUGACAAGAAGCGCGAGAAAAGGUCGUACAAGGCGAAGGGGAGUAGCAGCAGCGUCGCAGCAUUGCACAGUGGCAGUGGAUUGAACCCCCAAGCUUUGGCUGCCAUCUGCUCGAGCGACGACGACACUGGGUCAAAAUCCACCUCAUCCAGACGAGACGAUCGCAAAAAGAGGAGAAAGAAGGACUCGAAAAGAGCCAAGAAAGCCAUGAAAAAGUCAUCCAAGAAACGGCGCGCCAGCAGCGACAGCUCCAGUGACAGCGAUAGAAGCGACACCCGACCGCCAACGAAGCGACGAAACCACGAUUAAGUCCCCGUGAAUGUGCUAUCCAUUCAUGCAUAUCAAGCUCGUAGUGCUCUUGAACAGGUGCCAAGGCCGGCGGGUAGGCCAUAGGAAACGAACAGCAUCGUCGUCCAUGCUCGUUGGGAGUGCUGUGCUUAUAGAUUCGUGCCAUCCACCCCU
This is a messenger RNA of Aphanomyces invadans, 713 nucleotides long. RefSeq lists its product as hypothetical. The transcript has a single exon. Bases 39 to 560 code for a protein of 173 amino acids. Lineage: Eukaryota; Oomycota; Saprolegniomycetes; Saprolegniales; Verrucalvaceae. The record is from RefSeq and is a predicted model, not a curated record.